CCCCCCAUCUUCACUCAUGUCAUCCACAGUCGAGCUCCCAUAUGAGCUCAAGCAAGAUAUUUUCGAGCUCACCGCCUACGCCCAUCCAGACGUCGCCCCGAGGCUAGCUCUUGUGUCUCAUCAGGUCCAGCAAUGGGUCGAGGCUGUCAUAUACGAGACCAUAGUCCUCGGCCCCAAGUCAAGAAAACAAGACCUGUUCUGGAGGACAUUCUCCUCUAGACCACCCGAAUUCUUCGCCAAAAGAAUUAGAUCCUUGCAUGCCUCCACGGGGGCCCCACCUGCGCAGGUGUUUUCCCUGUUCUCGGUGUGCCAAAACCUCGCCACCUUCACGUGGUGGGACAGGCAAGCCAAGUUCGACACGCAUCUCGCCCUCAUCGCAUCUUCCUCCAACUUGCGCCGCCUCUCGGUCGAUGCGUUGACCGUCGUCGGCUCCACUGUCCUGAAUUUCAGACACCCCCUCUUCAAGCACCUCACACAUCUCGAAAUUGUCAACCCACCAAUCGGAUACGGUUGGACAUCGCUCCUGGAAGAAGGAGCCCUUCCGGAUUUGACACAUCUGGCGUUCGGUGACUUGUAUGCCGCGCACGCUUACCAAGAGCCUAGUAUCGUUCCAUUUCUCGAAGCAGCACUGGCGUCCGAGGAGCCGAUGCUCAAGGUUCUCAUCCUAGUUUCGCGCGACGAAGCGUUGCAGGCAGCGUUGGAGGAGGACGGAAUCACAGACGACAAGCGCGUGGUCUGCCUUCCGUCGUAUCAUCAUCCCCUGAAUCCGGUCGAAUACUGGGAGGGAGUGGCACGUCGGGAGGUGCAGUUCUGGGAGACAGACAGAGUCAGACGGUAGUCAUAGGAUCUUAGAGCUCGUUCUCGAUAAUAAAUGGCCUGGUCAAGGCCGGAUCGCAUGAGAGCGGAUUGCCGGGAGGGAGAGAGAGCCGCUGGAUUACAUCAGUCAUCAUCAAUCCAAAGGAACAAUCAUCUCAUCAACAAGGACGUGCAAAACGCCCAUGACCGCCGAGUCAAUCUGCGCGCGCAACCGAAAUGCCAACGGUCAUCGCAAGUCAUCCCUUCCCUGACUCGACGAGAAGACCAGAGCAUGACGAAAUCAUCAUCUACGAGUUAUCUCGUUGAGAUCAAGACCAUUGAUCCUACCAAUCUGACUUAUCGCAAUGCUUUCAUUCACCCUCGUGCCUCGGCUGGCAUCUCAAUACAAAAGGCACAUAGGUCGAACACGAAAGCCAUCCUCAUCCGAACAUCCCCAUGGCCUCCGCGACAUUCACAACCACGCUCCUCCCGCGAUUCCGCGCGCUCGUCGAAGAGUGGACCGCGAAACACCCCUCCUCAGCGGGAUUCACCGUCCCGCUGUCGGACCUCCGAUCAACGACGUCAGCCACGGCGAACAAAGACGUGGUAGUCGCGUUCCGGACGCGUCCCCCGCUGCCGAACGAGGCCGCGGAGCAGUUCCAGGCUGCGGCCGAGGGACACAGCUACGAGGCCAACAGCGAGGAACGGCAGCGACGCGCCGGGGAAGAGGUGGCGAAGACGCAGCUGGAGCCGGUGGAGUUCUGUGCGGGGAUUACGGUGACGAGUGCCGAGCCGGGUGUAUUCACCGCCCAUGUGCCCGGGAUGAAGUGGAACGGGCCGACUCUCGCUCACAAAUCGUACGAGGCCGAUCUCGCGUUCGGACCGGAUGUACAGAAUGAAGAGGUUUACAAGCGCACGGUGGUGGCGAAUGACUUGCUGACGCUAGUGCUUUCCGGCGGGGUGGGCUGCAUCCUGGCUUACGGCCAGACGGGCACCGGGAAGACCUACACGAUGGAGAGCGUCGAGCGGAGCAUCGCACGGGACCUUUUUGACCAGGCGCGUAUCGUCGGUCAACGGUUCGUUGCUGCACAGGGCGGAGAACAUCCCACGGGCGACAUCUUCGAGUUUCAGGUUUCGUUCUUGGAGUUGCUCGGAAACCAUGCUGGCGAUCUGCUGGAGGAGACAGAAGAGGUCGAUGUACAGGGAAACAGGGUCCUCUCUGAAGUGGCCGUUCGUGAGGAUAAGGUUGGCAAUGUGCGACCGAAUGUCACCUAUUCGUCUGUGCGUUCUUCGGAAGAGCUUGAAAGCCUCAUCAAUAAGGCUUUGUCACAUCGACGGUCAAGCGCUACUCAACGAAAUGCUAAGAGCAGCCGUAGUCACGCUCUGCUCAGCAUCUCGAUCAAAAAUACGCUCUUGCCGUACGCAGAUGAGGGCCAGCUGGUCCUGGUGGACCUGGCAGGUAGCGAGCGCUACGAGGAUUCGAAAGAUCACGACAAGCAACGCCGCGAUGAAGCGAAAGAGAACAACAAGAGUCUGAUGAACCUCAAGGAAUGCGUCCGGGCGAAGGCGAAGAUGGCGGCAGAAGAUGGCUUCGUGCACAUACCCUGGCGCUCAAACAAGCUGACCAUGCUAUUGAAGCCCAUAUUCGACAUCGAGAGUCGUCAGCUCUCCAAAGCGGUCAUCAUUGCCCAUGUCUCUCCACACAUCCAAGACACCACUCAUUCAACCAACACCCUCUCGUAUGCUGCGCCUUUCAAGACGGUGCCGCCCAAACCUCGUGGUGCUCCCCGCUUCGACAAGGAGGACCCCCGGACCUGGGACCACCAGAAGACGAUCGAUUGGCUCGCAGAGCAAUUCGACCAGGGGACCGUCGACCCGCUUAAGAUCUGCCCCGUCGGUUCGACCGCGAAGAACCUCGGGAUGUUGUACACACCCGAAUUCGUCGAGCGCUGUCUUGCAGCGCGCCACGCCGAAUCAUGCAGCGCGGAGGACCUCAAGAUGAAGGCAGUCCAUGUGAUCGGCAACUUGUUCUACUUGAUCUUGACCGCAAAGACGAGGAAGCGGAACGAGGUGAUGAAGAGUCGUAGGAGGCUAGUCAUGGAAGACACAUACGGCGUCGCACCUCGCAAGGAUCACGACGAAGACUACAACUCGGAAGAGUUCCUCGAAGCCCAGAUCUACUAUGGCAUGUCGCAUGCUUUGAUUCGAUUCGUUUCCAUUGAACUCCUAGCGCAGGCACUGGUUGGCAAGACACUGUUAUUGCUGCCUAUGAAAAAUCGAAGGCGGAGGGGACAGACUGGCAUAAUGUGGUCCACCCUAACACAGUCAAGGACCUGAUAGACAGAUUCCGCGAACAUCAAGCU
Molecule: messenger RNA, 3158 nt
Organism: Mycena citricolor
Lineage: Eukaryota; Fungi; Basidiomycota; Agaricomycetes; Agaricales; Mycenaceae
Source: the annotation of a GenBank genome assembly